CAUUUUUUUUAAAAAAAUGAAUCUUUUAUCCACUCAAUUAUUAUCAUCAAUAAUUCUUUCAUUUUUCUCCUCUAUAAUAUGUAUGUCGGAGAGAGAAAGAAUCACUUUAAGAAAUGAAGUUCGUGAAAUGUUUACACAUUCAUAUGAUUCUUAUAUGAAUUAUGCUUAUCCAGCCGAUGAAUUGAUGCCUUUGUCCUGUAAGGGACGUUUUCGUGGUGUUGAAAUCUCUCGUGGAGAUGUUGAUGAUGCCUUAGGAAAUUUUUCUCUUACAUUGAUCGACACAUUAGACACUCUAGCGAUAAUGGGAAAUUAUUCGGAGUUUGAAAAAGCCAUAAGUCUGGUGAUCAAUGAUGUAACUUUUGAUUCCGAUAUUGUUGUUUCAGUUUUUGAAACGAAUAUCCGUGUAUUAGGUGGAUUACUAUCAGCCCAUGUUCUUGCUCAAGAUAUUCAAAAGAAACACCAUCUUCUCGGAUGGUAUGAUAAUCAAUUAUUAUCAAUGGCUAAGGAUAUUGGCCACAGACUAAUAGCUGCCUUCAAUUCAACUACAGGAAUCCCUCAUCCUAGAGUCAAUCUUAAAUAUGGGAUGAAUUCUUUCAAAAUUGGUCCUCUCAAAGAGACUUGUACAGCUUGUGCUGGAUCAAUGAUUUUAGAAUUCGCAGCACUAAGCCGAUUGACUGGCGAUUCUAUUUUUGAGAUAAAAGCACGAAAAGCAAUGGAUUAUCUUUGGAGUCAACGACAUCGUCAAUCAGAUCUGGUCGGAAACAUUAUUAAUAUUGAUACUGGAGAUUGGAUUCGUAAAGAAUCUGGCGUAGGAGCAGGCAUCGAUUCUUACUAUGAAUAUUGUCUUAAAACAUACAUUUUGCUAGGAGAUGAAAAAUAUUUAGAUCGUUUUAAUCGCCACUAUGCUAGCAUUAUGAAAUAUAUUAGUAAUGGACCUUUUCUUAUCGAUGUUCAUAUGCAUCGACCACAUAAUCAAGCAAAGAAUUUCAUGGAUUCUUUAUUAGCCUUUUGGCCUGGAUUACAAGUGCUAAAAGGAGAUCUAAAACCGGCAAUUGAAACACAUGAAAUUUUAUAUCAAAUUACUCAAAAACAUAGUUUUCUUCCUGAAGCAUUCACAAUGGAUUUCAAUAUUCAUUGGCCUCAUCAUCCAUUACGACCUGAAUUUAUUGAAAGUACUUAUUUUCUCUAUUUAGCUACUAGAGACAAUCAUUAUUUGGAUGUUGGAAAAGAUGUAUUGAAAAACUUGCAAAAUUAUACUCGUGUCCAUUGUGGCUAUGCGGCUGUGAACGACGUACGGACUAAAAAAAAGGAAGAUCGAAUGGAUUCUUUUUUUCUGGCUGAAACACUCAAAUAUUUAUAUUUAUUGUUUAGUGAAAAACAUGAAAUUGAAUUUAAUUUGGAUGAUUAUGUGUUCACAACGGAAGCACAUUUUCUACCACUUUCAUUGGCCUAUGCGAACAAUACUUAUAAAAGUUUUUCCAAAUUUUCACGUAAAAAUUAUCUAUUUUCUGAUUCUGAUUACAAUUGUCCAACAACAAAGGAAUCAUUGCGAAAAAGCAAUCUUUACGACAACAAUAUGGACAAUUUAAGUUAUUUUAAAAUAUUACGAAUGCAAGUACGAGAUUUAGUCUCGAAUCGUGAUCCACGUUCAUCGAAAACUAAAAUUUCCCGUCCACCAAGAAUACGAGCCGCACAAUUUUCAGCAUCAAAAAGUGAUCACAUAGAUCUUGUAAAACAAUUGGGCAUUAAUGUGAUAAUACUGAAAGAUGGUCGUGUUAAAUUGAUUCAUGAUUCUACAAUGGCUCAAUCAUUGGAAGCAGCUGAAGAAGGUGUUCAUUUUAUGCAAGAAAUGAUCUCACUAUCGCAACAACAGCGGCAAUAUGAACAACGAUUGCGUACAGUUUCGUUCAUUCUUUCCAAGACCAUCAAAGUUUCAUUAUUGGCUGGACCAGCUCAAUUUGGUUACGAUUUCAAUUCCGAUAAAAGCCACAUCGAAGGAACGAUUAUCAAAUUGAAUCCAUUUGAUGGCUGCAAUAUUGACGAAAUUACUACCGACAUUAAAAAUCAAAUCGUAUUAGUUCAAAGAGGCAAUUGUAUGUUUAUAGAAAAAGCUCGAAAUAUUCAAAAUCUUGGAGCCAUUGGUAUGAUUGUCGUGGAUAAUGUUGAAAAUAGUAGUUCAAAAAAUUUGCCAAUGUUUUCAAUGUCCGGUGAUGGAAUAAAUGACGUUAAAAUUCAUUCCGUUUUUCUUUAUUCGGAAGAUGCUAAAAUUUUGUUUAAUGCAAUGGAAGAAAAUCCAAACAUGAAAGUCAAAUUAGAUAUUCAUCAUGACGAGGAGAUUGUUUCAGUUAAUGGAUCCAAUUCGAAUAAUGAGGAUGAAAAUGAUUCAACGCAGACUUCCACUGACAGUAACAAUUAUAAUAUGCAAGAUAUGAUAUCGAAUUUGUUUAAAACAGAUAAACUUAGAUUUGAUCUAUUAUCGGUGAUAAAUUUUAAAAAUUUAAAUGCCGAUCAUUCCAACAUGUUCAUGUCGUUGUUAAAGAACAUUGCUCUUCCCAUUGUAACGAAAAUGAAAAAUGAAAAUAUUGAACCUGAUAAUGAAAAGAAAAUCAAAAACAUGAAAUGUUGGAAUCCCCACCGAAAAUCUAAUCACUUUAUUCAUUUCAUGAAGAAUUCAUUAUAUACAUGUUAUUAGAAGAUAACACAAUGUGAUAUACAAUUUUUUGUUCAAGUGAUAAUAAUUAUUAAUCAAAUCAAUCAAGAAUUAUAUUUGCUUU
Molecule: messenger RNA, 2774 nt
Organism: Dermatophagoides farinae (American house dust mite)
Lineage: Eukaryota; Metazoa; Arthropoda; Arachnida; Sarcoptiformes; Pyroglyphidae
Product: ER degradation-enhancing alpha-mannosidase-like protein 3
Biological process (GO): carbohydrate metabolic process; endoplasmic reticulum mannose trimming; mannose trimming involved in glycoprotein ERAD pathway
Cellular component (GO): endoplasmic reticulum; membrane
Molecular function (GO): calcium ion binding; mannosyl-oligosaccharide 1,2-alpha-mannosidase activity
Source: RefSeq, a predicted model, not a curated record